AUGAUUGACCGCAUCCUCUACAUCAUCUCUAACAUGUCCUCUGUCCCUUGGGAAAGCGCCUAUGCAGCUGUGGCCCCCAGUACUCCCUCCCGUGGAUACUCCCACCUCUACUAUAGAGGGUAUGGAGAGAGGCAGGUGGGCUGGCACGGAGAAACCUACUGCGUGCUGGGCAGCUACAGGUCGUAUGGCGAUCUCCCCCUGGCCACUCCAGCCAAGCGAGAAGUCCAGCAGCUGGCACCCCGACGGGCCCCCAAGAGGCGCCACCCAGUGGACCCCUCGGACUUGGAGCUGGGCUGUCCUAGAGCAAAGAAGCCCCGCUUGCAGUUGGAGCCUGGCAGAGGCGAGGGGACCUCUGGGGAAUUCCCCCUGCUUGCCCCAGCAGAGCUCCUUGGGGAGAUGCCGGCGCCCCGACGGGCCCUCAAGAGGCGCCACGCAGUGGACCCCUCGGACUUGGAGCUGGGCUGUCCUAGACCAAAGAAGCCCCGCUUGGAGUUGGAGCCCGGCACAGGCGACGGGACCUCUCCAGAAUCCCCCCUGGCUGCACCAGCAGAGCUCCAUGGCCAGAAGCCUGAACCCCGACGGGCCCCCAAGAGGCGCCACCCGGUGGACCCCUCGGACUUGGAGUUGGGCUCUCCCAAACCAAAGAGGCCCCGCUUAUAG
This is a messenger RNA of Suncus etruscus (white-toothed pygmy shrew), 660 nucleotides long. Its product is annotated as skin secretory protein xP2-like. The record is from RefSeq and is a predicted model, not a curated record. Lineage: Eukaryota; Metazoa; Chordata; Mammalia; Eulipotyphla; Soricidae. The transcript has 2 exons. Bases 1 to 660 code for a protein of 219 amino acids.